UUUUCGUUGUUGCUGGCUUUUUCAGGGGCUGCUCGUUCGCAGCCAGAGACGCUUCUUUUUUUUCCGGGUUCGGAGCCGUUCCGGAUGCUCUAGGGUGCCGGAUGUCUGAUCUCCGGAUAACUGAGGCGUUUCUGUACAUGGAUUAUCUGAGAAUGUCUGAAUGUAUCCAGAUCUCAUUUGCUGUUUGUAGAAUUGGCAUUUACACGUGUUUUAGAGCACUCUGCUGCAAGGGACCACCGCCCGCACGCCCAGAGUAUGACCUGGUCUGCAUAGGCCUCACGGGCUCUGGCAAGACCAGCCUGCUGUCCAAGCUCUGCAGCGAAAACCCUGACAGCAUCGUGUCAACCACAGGUUUUAGUAUAAAAGCAGUGCCAUUCCAGAAUGCCAUCUUGAAUGUAAAAGAACUUGGAGGGGCUGAUAAUAUCCGGAAAUACUGGAGCCGCUACUACCAAGGAUCUCAAGGGGUAAUAUUUGUAUUAGACAGUGCCUCUUCAGAAGAUGAUUUAGAAACUGCUAGAAAUGAACUGCACUCAGCUCUUCAGCACCCACAGUUAUGCACUUUACCCUUUUUAAUAUUGGCCAAUCAUCAAGACAAGCCAGCUGCUCGAUCAGUACAAGAGGUCAAAAAAUAUUUUGAACUUGAACCACUUGCACGUGGCAAACGCUGGAUUCUGCAGCCCUGCUCCCUGGAUGACAUGGAUGCACUGAAAGACAGCUUCUCUCGGCUGAUAAAUUUGUUAGAAGAAAAAGACCUUGAAGGUGGAAGAAUGUGAGAUCUGGCGAGGAAAUUGGGUUCUCACAAGGCCUUGAACCUAUCAUGUUAGUUUUGCAUUUUAAUUUUAUUUUGGUAUCCAGACUGUAAUGGCUUCAGUAUCUGUUUUCUUCCAGUUAUCUCAGACUCUUAUCUCUCUAUAAAAGUGAAUAUUCUGUAAAUCAGGUGAAUUAUCAUCGGCAUUAACGUCAAGUACACACUACUGAGAGAGAAUUUAUUCUCUGUUUACCACUAAUUAUUUUCACCGCAUGUCUCUUCCUUCUGUUGUUCUAAGCGUCUCUUCUCUUCUCUGUGCUCAAAUGGAUGGCAUUCGUGGCUCAAGGAAAUCGAAUCCCUGAUGGAGGACUCAGGGCGACUGAGAACCUGGGCUCAUUUACCCUGGCCUUGGGGUGGAGUGCUGUGUGACUGGGGCUCCACGUAAUAAGUAUCUCGUCUACAAGAUCUCUUGGGGGUUUUCUUUCAUGUUAUUUUAUUUUUAAGUUUUUUUUGUUUUUGUUUUUGUUUGUUUUGUUUUGUUUUUUGUAUAUGGGCCUUACAGAUUAUGGAAGAAAAAUGAGCACCAAAAACUUCAAUUAAUUACCUUAUCAGAAAGAAAUAUCCUGCCAUAGUAAAUUGACUUUGAAGAUCUUAAAGGCAAGAUGCCUAAUGGGUUUUUUUUUUUUUUAUUAUCAUUAUAUCUGAAGUCUCCUUCAAUCCCCUUUUUCAGAGCAAAGACAUUGUUUUAGUUUUUGAGAACAGUCAGAAGAAAUUCAGACACAAUGCACCUGUCACUGAUUACUAUUUCAUCAAGUCCUCCAAUAUUUUUUAAUAGAAAAAUUACCCAACAUAAAGUCAAGCUGCAACAUAAUAGGUUUCUUAAAGCCUUUUUCUAAAACUCUUAUGUCUGAUUGAAAUAGAGGAAAUAAUUUUUUAAGUGAAAAUUUUUUUAAAAAACAGCCAACUGAAGCUGGCUAGUGUUUAAGCUCGCGUGGGGUUGACAAGAGAUGACAAAGGCAGAAUCAUCUGUACAUUCAUUCAGUAAGUGCUAAUACAGUCUAAUGGAGUCUGUUAAUGUCUCCAUCUAGUAAUUAAAGGUCUAUCAGUAUUUCUAUUAUAAACCCCUAUUUUCAGGGGUUUCAACGUACCCUUAAACAUGUGCUGGGGCUGCGGCAAAUAAAUAAUUUUAGGGCCUAGAUUCAGUCUUUGGAACUAAUUUUUUUUCCACUUAAUUUAAAUGAUAAAAUUAUGCAGAGAUCAAUGUACAGUUUUACUAAGUUUUGGCACAUUUGACCUUUUCUAAAUCAGAACUAAUCUAUGGAUGUUGAGGUUAACGGAUGAAAUACUCUUUGGCACAUUUUGUAGAUUUUUGGCCACUUAAAUACCAAGUGCCCAAAUGAUAGAAAACUGCUCCCUUCACCUGAGCAAUAAAAACAUGUUUGUAAUUUUUAGGUAGCAUAGACUAAUUCCCAAAUGCUGCAGACUCGCACUAUAUUACAGGGUGAUAUGAUGUAAUACCUUGCCAUUCUCCAGAUAAUGUAUGUCAUUCAAAUAUAGCUUUUGUGGUUUAAUCUGGUAAGUGGAUCUUAAUGAAAUCAUUACCUUUGAAACAUCGAACCCUUCUUUUAAGCUUUUUUUUUUUUAAUGCAAUGGAUCAAAAAAGAUUCACAUUCGAUUUUUGUCUACAACGUCCUUGAAUAUUUUUAGCAUUGUGUAAUCUAUGAGCAGCACAAAAGUUUUAUUCUGAUGACCACUCACACAAUUUCUGCUUUUAUUUUGUCCUGUUGUGCACCUCUUUUAUGAAAAAUAAAUGAUUAUUAGGCAUUGCUCUCUCUGCAAGUUCAUUAAAUCUAGAAUGUUGUCUUUUUAAGAUACCGUGGCUGAGUGCUCCUAAGCCAUCUGUUAAAUGACUUCCCGUUGUCUGUGUGUGUGUUCAUGUGUGCGCCAGGGAUGGGCUUCUCCUCAGACCCACGACUGUCUGCAGUGUCUCAGCCGUCAGAAUGAAAACAUUAUCAAUCAGUACCCAACAACAGCUGUUUUUGACAAGUUUCUGUCUGACGCCUAAUGCUUUACAACUGUCAAUAAGGCUCCUUCUUUGUCUAGCAGUUCAGAGCUCGCCGGCUUGCUGCUUCCGUGCAGCAUCCUGUCCUUGUAACCCUAGAAUGUGCCGUGUUUUGGAGAUCCACAUGGGGGGGAAGG
This is a messenger RNA of Phacochoerus africanus (Common warthog), 2947 nucleotides long. It is a transcript of the gene ARL15, whose product is annotated as ADP ribosylation factor like GTPase 15. The transcript is spliced from 6 exons. Lineage: Eukaryota; Metazoa; Chordata; Mammalia; Artiodactyla; Suidae. Bases 102 to 773 code for a protein of 223 amino acids. The record is from RefSeq and is a predicted model, not a curated record. Gene Ontology annotation, molecular function: GTPase activity; GTP binding.